CGGCUUCAUCUUUUGCCCAAAAUGGGGACUGUGCGAUAAAAGGCUCAUCCUGCACUCUCCGGUUCAUUUAUGACAAGUAUCAUGACGUUCCAUUCCUGUAGCAGGAGACCGACGAAAAUUCCCACAAAGAUGGUGCCAUGUGCAAGGGAACUUUUGUUUCUCGUUUGCGCCACGCUUGUGAUCCUUCUCGGUUGCCUCGGCUCCACCGACGCACUGGCUGGUCCCUCCCAGCCCCGAAACAACGGGCCCGUCACCAUCAAGGACGAGCGAAUUGUUCUUCCGAACGGCGUUCGGGCACAGGUGGUCUCGGCGCUUCCCGAGGGCUGGCCGAGGCAACAAAACCAAGACGAAAUUUUGAGCAAGAAGGGUGUGGACGAGGAGAAGCCAAAGCCACCCAUACUCUUUUUGCACGGGUCCUUUCACGGAGCCUGGUGCUGGCAGGAACACUACAUUCCUUUCUUUGUCGAGCGGGGGCACCCGUGCGUGGCCUUUAGCUGGAAGGGAACCGGUGGGACCCCCGCCGGGGAGGGCGUCACCAAGGUUCGUGUCGUGGAAGACCACUGCGCCGAUCUGGAAGCCCUGCUCGAUUGUCUGCCGUCCAUCCUUGGCGACACGGGCAGCGUUGGCGACGAGAGCCUUCGACCGAUCGUGGUGUCCCACUCCAUGGGGGGUGUCGUCGUCAUGAAGUUUCUCGAGAAAAUGGCGCGAUCGAAAGACCUACAACCCAGCGAGCUCUUUCGCGGCAUCGUCUCCAUGUGCUCGGUCCCGCCGAGCGGCAACAGCAAGACGACGAUGCGGUACCUGCGCAGAUCCCUGGUCGACACGUACAAGAUCACCGUGGGUUUUGUCCUCAAGAAGGUGAUCACGGACGACGCGAUCUGCCGGGAGUGCUUUUUCGGUGGCACCGGGAAGGGUCCGGAACCGGGCGUCUCGGAUGAGGACCUGGCGCGCUACCAGGGCUAUUUCGAGCGGGACACCCGGGCGAUCCUCGACGUGACCGACCUCAACCAGAUCGUCCCCUCCCGGUCCGCGGACUCCGGGGGAAGGGCGCCCUUUGUUGCGGACCUGCCCCCGUGCCUCGUGGUGGGUGCUAGGGACGACUUCAUCGUCGACGCCGUGGCGAACGCGGAGACCGCGACGUACUACGGCACAAGCGCACCGGUCUACGUCGAUUCCCCGCACGACGUGAUGCUGGGGGGGCAGUGGAGAAACGGAGCCGACGCGCUCCACGACUGGAUACAGGAAACCUUUCUGGCUUGAAAGAGACGAACGGGAACAAAACCGUUGGUUGGGGCGCAUAGGUUCAAGGGAAGAAUCAAAUUGAUAGCGAUGAAGUUGACUUUGUAGUUUGUUACUGUAGAAAGAAAAUGCCUGGAGAGGUUCGGAAUCAACGCUUCCAGCUGAUGGUUUAUCGAAAAAUAGACAUGAUAACCAAGAGGUCUACUUUCUAGUUUGUUAGAAAAAAGCUUUUGAUCCUUUCGGCCGAGUGAUUCUAUUCUACCGUUGCCUACGUGUGGUGCAAUGCCGCAAUCUGGGCCUCGGUCAUGACCCCGAAUCUAGCGCAAAUCGCUUGGUACCACUCCGGAUUGCCGUGGAAGGAAUAGUCCAUCGUCAUUUCUUCUCCCGGAUCGAUGUCUCUGAGAGCUCCAUCGGGACCCGUGUUGGGAUCGGAGCUGUGGUUUGUGAGCCGCCCGGCGUCGGUGGGAUUCGAGUGGAAGAAAUUGUCGUCGUUGCUGGCGUUUCGUGGUGUGGUUUCGCCCUGUUUUUGUGGCGGCGACAUUGUCUCGGAGGAAUGCUUCGGGGGCAGCACGAAUCCCUGUCUCAGAAACACCCUUGUUUCUUCUAGGUCGUUUCCAAACGUUUUUUGAAUGUAGUCUUCGAGAUCAUCGCGGUGAAUCGACUUCACUCGAUGGGUCCACACCCACAGUUUGGUUCCCUUCGCAAUGGGUUCUUUCGCAAAGACGCCCCUUUGACCCUCUCCGUGGUGUGGAGUUUCUUUUAUUACCACUGGAACAAGAUAGGACGCAUGGGUUGGAAAGUGGUAGAUCUCGUUGGAUUUGGUGUGAUCUUUGUCGGUAGUCAUGGUGGCUAGUGCUUUGUUUCGGUUCUUCUGAACGGGAGUAUUUUUUUGGGUUCGGAUUUUUAUGCAAAAGUGAUUGCUAUGAGAGGUCUCGUCUUCACCUAGAAGUAACUUCUACGAGUAUGCGUAGUGCCACUUUCUUGGUACUCGUGCUCGUAUCUUACAGUGCUCAGGCAAUUUUUUCAAGGCGGAUGGAUGACACCGUACGGUCUUCAGUCUUUACUUGUAACUGUACAUACGGUACAAUAACUACGGUACCAUACUAUUGGGAUCUGUUCUCUGAUGUCUUGAAACUGCUCAGUUUUCGUUUGGGUUUGGAAGGAGGGAACGGGAAAUUAUUUCUUGAGAAAAUAUUUUAAAUUCUUCAAUAAUUUUUUUGUGUGGUG
Molecule: messenger RNA, 2466 nt
Organism: Pseudo-nitzschia multistriata
Lineage: Eukaryota; Bacillariophyta; Bacillariophyceae; Bacillariales; Bacillariaceae
Source: the annotation of a GenBank genome assembly